Messenger RNA from Chrysochloris asiatica (Cape golden mole), 426 nucleotides. It is a transcript of the gene CUNH14orf119, whose product is annotated as chromosome unknown open reading frame, human C14orf119. The transcript has a single exon. The record is from RefSeq and is a predicted model, not a curated record. The coding region runs from base 1 to 426 and encodes 141 amino acids. NCBI's taxonomy places the organism in Eukaryota, Metazoa, Chordata, Mammalia, Afrosoricida, Chrysochloridae.
AUGCCACUGAAAUCAUCAUCUUCAAUACCACUAUCCUUGCCUUCUCCUUUACCCUCAGUGCCAGACACGAUUACUAAUGCUUCCCCUCCUCCAAUGUCUUACAUUACAUCCCAGGAGAUGAAGUGUAUUCUACAUUGGUUUGCAAGUUGGUCAGGUCCCCAGCGGGAACGUUUCUUACAGGACCUGGUGGCUAAGGCAGUGCCAGGAAAAUUACAGCCACUACUACAUGGUCUGGAGCAGCUUACUGUGUCUGGGGCAAGCCGACCACCUUGUAUCUUUGAGUGCCAGCUACGACUUUGGGAUCAGUGGUUUCGAGGUUGGGCCGAGCAGGAGCGCAAUGAAUUUGUCAGACUGCUGGAGGUCAGUGAGCCAGACUUCGUGGCAAAGUUUUACCAAGCUGUGGCUGCUACAGCUGGUAAGGACUAA